UUUUCCUCAUAGGUCACCCAUCGCCUUCGUCGAAAGGUCAUUGACGCGGUGCGGUGCGUAAAAAUCGCAAAAUGAUAACCGGUGUCAUGCAAGGUUAGUGCUCGUUGCCCAUAAUAGGCCUAAACGAGGCUGCAUCAUGUCCAAAAGUUGCCCAAAAAACCUCCCAUUCAACAACCACCGGAGCAACAAAUAGCCAAACCGGUUACCUGCUGCAUAGCAUUCUCUCAAAAAUUAUACAGAUUCCAAUGAGCGCUGGCUACGCAAGUCUCCGCGACUACCACACCGAUUUCUUUAGUCUUGGUUCUACUUUCAAGGAUGUAACAGGUGUACAACUCUGUGCUAGAUCUGUUUGCAGUGUUUGGGUUCAAGUGAUCGAUUGCUAAAAUGAUUGCUAGUUCGUGAAACAUGACCUCGAAGGGCUCCAAGUGCAGAGUCCUCUUGCACCAGUGCCUGGCCAUCAUCGUCAGGAAGGAGGGCUGUCGGGGCGACCCGGGCGACUUCUGGAUGUACGAAAAUGGAUAUCUGCUCUUCCAGGGUUUGCUAUCAUCGAACAGCCUUUGCUGGUGGAACACCGGUCUAAACGGAGCCACGAAGACGCUAACCUAUCACGGCUACAUCAGCCCCGGAGCCAUCCUCGUCGGUUCUGAACCCUGUGCUAUCGACAUCGUCAAAAACGCAUGGGCUAGACGCGUCCUCCAGCCUCCUCCAGGCUACCAGAUCGUGGCUUUGGAGGAUAUCGAGUGUGAUGGUAGUCCGGUUGCCCAGACCCAAUGGACGCCGCUUCCGGAGGCCGUUUGUGCCGUUAUCCUCCGGCUGUCGCGCCAAGGGCGGCCUGCUGGGAUCGAGACCAUCAGGGAGGCCCUCAUCAUGGCCUUCCCCCACGUCUCGCCCCCAAGUGAGCAGGCCUUGUACGACACUCUGGUGCAACUGACCACCGAGAGGAAGUUGUACCAUACCUCCAAUGGGUACUUUAUCGUCACUCCAGAACGGAGGAGGUCGCGGAGCGCGUCACGUGGCCGGAAGCGAGUGGAGGAUCACGACCACGAACCACUUUCCGGUAAAACGAUGCUCAUGAGUACAGAAGAAGCGCUUGUUAUGGUUCAUGGAGACAUGGCCACUAUACGAGACGGUGAUGUUACGCACCAACUCAUCCAAACCAACUUGGCCGACGUUAUAUGUGGAGGGAACUCGAGCGAUAAGAUUCUCUACCCGAGAAGUACCAAACACAGGGCCUCCUCCUUAUCAGUACCACGAAGUCCGGACCGGAGGGGCUCCUUCAGGCUGUGGAGGUCCAGCCGGAGGCUGAGGAGGUCGGCCUCCACGAGGACCAUAGCCAAACACUACGUGGACAACACGAGUAGUAGUACCGAAAAUUCAGCGCCUUCAACGCCAAGUCCGAAAAAAGAGUCGCUUUUGACGCGCCUCUUCAAGAAAACCAAACGCUCCCAGUGCCAAAUCAGCUCAUUCAGUGCUCAAUUCCCGCCAACUGAGUGGUUCAACUCCAAAGCCGUCCAUUUACACAGCAUCGGGACCCAAACCUCGACCACAGAUAAUGAGGUUGCCUCCAUCACAUCUUAUUUGGAAAACUGCGAGAUCAAACCAACACGUUCGGCCACCCUCCCCCGCCGCCGCUGCCGCCAAUACCCCGACCUACCCUACCCCCCGUACCCCCUAUCCCGUGAAAAUUCCCCCGUCACCCGCAAAAACCCCUACAUGCCUUGCACCCUCCCGCGCAACAAGCAGAAAAGCCGCGACUCCUCCCGGAAGACAAGCCGGAGCAGUUCCCGGCAAACCGAGGAGAAACCCGAAAGUGUGAAAACUAGUCAAAAACUGGAAGUUCCCGACAACAGCGGACCCUCGAGCAUCGAGUCGCAUAAGAGCAGCACCAAGACGGAGAGCUCGUUCAACAGCGGGCCCUCCAGUCUCGAGUCGCACAAAACCGUCAUCAACACCAAGGAGAAGGCCAAAAAGACAACCAACAACCGGACCUGCAUCCCGCAAAGCAACUCGUUCACGCUGCAAGUGACGACCAAUCAGGGCGGAAAGCUGAACAACAAGCCCAACGCCACCACCACCACGACCAUCAACGGGGAAGGCGGCAGCAGUACGAAGAUCUUCGUGCAGAAUUCGCCGGUUCGCUCGGUUAUAACCUUCGAGAACGGGCAGUGCGACGACCGCAACCCCAACCUGGUCAUAAUCAACGACACGGAGCCGCGGGAGCAAAUCCCGACGAAAAACACGAACCAGUCCAAAGAAACGACUCUGAACAACUCGAGAGACCUGCUCCCGAACGGCGAGAGCCUCGAGCAGAAGAACAACAGUCGCAAAUUAUCGCUUCAACUUCCCAAUAACCUUAUAAAAAACGUCUCGACGCACAAGUUCGUCUCCAAUUCCAACCCAGACUCGCCCAUCAUCGGGCACGAAGUGCCUAAAGGGGGCUACAACAGCACCCCUCCUAGUCCCACCAAGAGCACCGACGCCCUGUCGAUGUCCUCCAUUGGGAACAUUUACACCAAGAACGAAAUGGGUUCGCUGGCGAGUUUCGAUUCGUGCAAAAAGCUCGAGAAAAAUAUGCUGGGUUCUGAGCCCAAUAUCAGUUUUAAGGACAAUCGCGACCAACAAUUUCCCAGUCUUAAUGACCUUUCGUUUAAUUUUACGAGUUUGGCGGCACAGAAAAUCCUCAAGGGAGUGGGUCUAAAUAGUGUCGAUACGUUGGUUGAGCUGAAUAUGACGGCCAAUUUGGAUAAACAGAACAACUGUGAUGUGGUUCAUACGGAUUUUGGGAUGUUUUAUGACAACGAAUCAAAGCGAAAAACUGAACAACAAGCCCAACACGACAACCACCAAGAUCAACCAUUAACGGGAAAGGCGGCAGCAGUACGAAGAUCUUCGUGCAGAAUUCGCCGGUUCGCUCGCUCGGUUAUAACCUUUGAGAACGGGCAGUGCGACGACCGCAACCCCAACCUGGUCAUAAUCAACGACACGGAGCCUCUGGAGCAAAUCCCGACGAAAAACACGAACCAGUCCAAAGAAACGACUCUGAACAACUCGAGAGACCUGCUCCCGAACGGCGAGAGCCUCGAGCAGAAGAACAACAGUCGCAAGUUGUCACUGCAACUUCCCAACAACCUUAUAAAAAACGUCUCGACGCACAAGUUCGUCUCCAAUUCCAACCCAGACUCGCCCAUCAUCGGGCACGAAGUGCCUAAAGGGGGCUACAACAGCACCCCUCCUAGUCCCACCAAGAGCACCGACGCCCUGUCGAUGUCGUCCAUUGGGAACAUUUACACCAAGAACGAAAUGGGUUCGCUGGCGAGCUUCGAUUCGUGCAAAAAGCUCGAGAAAAAUAUGCUGGGCUCUGAGCCCAAUAUCAGUUUUAAGGACAAUCGCGACCAACAAUUUCCCAGUCUUAAUGACCUUUCGUUUAAUUUUACGAGUUUGGCGGCACAGAAAAUCCUCAAGGGAGUGGGUCUGAAUAGUGUCGAUACGUUGGUUGAGCUGAAUAUGACGGCCAAUUUGGAUAAACAGAACAACUGUGAUGUGGUUCAUACGGAUUUUGGGAUGUUUUGCGGCAGCAGUACGAAGAUCUUCGUGCAGAAUUCGCCGGUUCGCUCGGUUAUAACCUUCGAGAACGGGCAGUGCGACGACCGCAACCCCAACCUGGUCAUCAUCAACGACACGGAGCCGCGGGAGCAAAUCCCGACGAAAAACACGAACCAGUCCAAAGAAACGACUCUGAACAACUCGAGAGACCUGCUCCCGAACGGCGAGAGCCUCGAGCAGAAGAACAACAACAGUCGCAAAUUAUCGCUUCAACUUCCCAACAACCUUAUAAAAAAUGUCUCGACGCACAAGUUCUGCCUAAAGAGCCCUCCUAGCACCCCUCCUAGUCCCACCAAGAGCACCGACGCCCUGUCGAUGUCCUCCAUUGGGAACAUUUACACCAAGAACGAAAUGGGUUCGCUGGCGAGCUUCGAUUCGUGCAAAAAGCUCGAGAAAAAUACGCUGGGUUCUGAGCCCAAUAUCAGUUUUAAGGACAACCGCGACCAACAAUUUCCCAGUCUUAAUGACCUUUCGUUUAAUUUUACGAGUUUGGCGGCACAGAAAAUCCUCAAGGGAGUGGGUCUAAAUAGUGUCGAUACGUUGGUUGAGCUGAAUAUGACGGCCAAUUUGGAUAAACAGAACAACUGUGAUGUGGUUCAUACGGAUUUUGGGAUGUUUUAGAUGGUCUUUUUGCCGGCUUUGGACAAAGUCGGUUUUAAAGGAUUGUAACAUAUGUAUUUUAGCGAGUUAGGUCAGUCAUCGGCUGAACAUGUAUUUAAUAUUUUAUAUACGAUUUUAUGUAAUUAUGCAGAAUAAACUAUUAUAUUUA
This is a messenger RNA of Tribolium castaneum (red flour beetle), 4372 nucleotides long. It is a transcript of the gene knockout, whose product is annotated as knockout. Gene Ontology annotation, biological process: regulation of transcription by RNA polymerase II. NCBI's taxonomy places the organism in Eukaryota, Metazoa, Arthropoda, Insecta, Coleoptera, Tenebrionidae. Gene Ontology annotation, cellular component: cytoplasm; nucleus. The record is from RefSeq and is a predicted model, not a curated record. Gene Ontology annotation, molecular function: RNA polymerase II transcription regulatory region sequence-specific DNA binding. The transcript is spliced from 9 exons. The coding region runs from base 406 to 4224 and encodes 1272 amino acids.